[Torrubiella] hemipterigena is the source of this 1758-nucleotide messenger RNA. NCBI's taxonomy places the organism in Eukaryota, Fungi, Ascomycota, Sordariomycetes, Hypocreales, Clavicipitaceae. The record is from the annotation of a GenBank genome assembly.
AUGGACAAACUACCGCCUGAGCUUAUCGAAGACAUUAUCGUGGCGACAAUCUGCCUCUGUACUAAAAAUGAAGCUUUAGAGAUGCGUUUAGUUUGUCGAGAAUUUGACCUCAUCCUUAAACCAUAUGUUUGCGAUACAAUCGGCCUCGAACACUCGAAGUUUAGCAAGUCGAGUGGCAAGCCGAAACCUGUCACGCGGGCUCUCAAGACGAUAGGCAACCUCUGCCACAGCAUAUGCAUUGACCUUAUGGUUUUGAGAGAUCAAGCCGAGGUGGACUUUCUACGAUCUAUAGCCAACCUGCCGUCCAUGAAACCAUUCUGCGAUAUGCUUGUCGCCCGCUAUUGCAUGAACGAACAGUUCUUUACAGAAGAAGACUAUUUAAAACAGCUUGUUACGAUUUUAGACAACUGCCGCCAGGUCUCUCGACUGCGACUCAAUCUGCCGAUACAAGUGGUCAAAACAAGCUCCAGCUCCACGACCAUGAUUCUCGCCAACACACUCAAGGCGUUUGCCACGCGCCCGACAGACGAGGUAGAGGAGCGUGAUUCAUGGAGCAUGGAUAUUGUUGUGAUUGAAAACCUGACGGAUCUUGCCCUUUGCGACCUCUGGACCAACCCGAUAGACAUUGGGAAUAUUAGAACAGUGUUUAGCACCAUCCAAGCACUCAACCUGAAUCUCCGACGAUAUGUUACCAGAGAAGACGGGUCAAGGCGCUUCCAUGCGGCACUAUGGGGCACAAUACAGCAGGCUAAGAAGCUACAGACCCUCUGCAUUACAGAAGCCGUCGAUGAUAGGGCUGAGCGCCGUUCUGUCAAAGUGUCCAAGAUAUGGCACAUGGAUAUCCAAGAAUUUGACGCUAGACGAUUACGAAUCCCCGUUAGGAUUGAGCUGCCGCUGGUGCGUCUUGAGCUUUGCCACGUAGAACUAAGUCCUGCGUUCUUCGUCUCUCUCUGCUCCAACUUUCAGGACACCCUUGAGGAGCUGUACCUCAACGAUGUUUCCCUACAAAUACACCAGACGGCUACCGCAGAACCCUGCUUGUGGGUGGGAGUGCCGAAUGAUAUACCAGAGGAGCCCUCGAGCUACAUUGCCCCUUAUAUACGAAACCAAUUGACGAAGUUGCGGAUAUGUCGAGCUGCUUUUCUUGGCUAUCACGUAUAUAUUUCAGACGAACAAGAGCCGAUGAGCGACUUUGACUUUUAUGAUCCGUGCGGAAUGGCUCGCAACCUAUCGCAGCGAUUUGUGGAGGUAGUCACUGGUAUUAGACAACCUGUCAAUCGACACAAGGAGCCGGUCUUAUAUCUAAGCUGCGGGGAAGAUACACAGAUGCCUUUGACGGAGCGAAAGCGGCUCCGCCCUGAAGACUACGAUGUUAAUGCCUAUCAGUUGGCUGUUGAAAAUAGUACUUCAAGCUGGCGACAACGGCUAGACGGUAUCUAUCCCAAUGUGAAUCACGACGCGAUGAACGAGCUGCACAGUCUUGCGGCGCGCACAGAUAAGGAGCUCGACGAAGGCAGCCGAGAGCUGAGCAGGAGGGCACGCAUGGUGCAGCACCGUGAAGAUAACCCGUCGGAUGCGUGGGACGAGAAUGAUAACCCGGCAACAUGGGCCAUGACGCAGCCGCAGCUCCUGAUGCAGGAAGUAGCUUUGGGUCUGAGGGACGAAGCUGCGGCCUGGGCGGCUUUUGAUGGUGACGAAGACGAAGACGAUGACGAACAAGACAAUCAUGGGGAAGAAGCAGAAGAAAACGGUAUGUAG